Talaromyces proteolyticus is the source of this 354-nucleotide messenger RNA. RefSeq lists its product as uncharacterized. The record is from RefSeq and is a predicted model, not a curated record. Bases 1 to 354 code for a protein of 117 amino acids. NCBI's taxonomy places the organism in Eukaryota, Fungi, Ascomycota, Eurotiomycetes, Eurotiales, Trichocomaceae. The transcript has a single exon.
AUGGUUCAGCCGAACAUCGUCAUCGCGCUGAUUCUCAUCAUCUUAAUGGUCAUUUUUUCCAUCGCGAUUGUUGUGGUAUGCCGUAAUGCUGGAUUGAAUCGCUAUGAUACUUUGUACGAUGAGGAGAGCAUGAGUGGUCCUCCGUCUCAUUUACCAGGACCCAAACCCACCACACCUUAUGCCACUCAUUUUCGACCACACGGUACUGUUGUUGCAGAGCAAAGUUCCCUUCCGCAUGGGUUGAUUGGACAUCCUCCGUCUAAACCAUCGAAACCGUCGAAACCUGGAUCAUACGGCCCACUACAGGAUGACCACGGUGAAACGCAGGCUUCUGUUGAUAGUAGGGACACAUAA